AUGAGGGAAGCAAUACCACCUUCUCAACGGCUUUCAAUAACAUUACGGUAUUUAGCUACUGGGAAUACUCUAGAAGAUUUAAAGUUUCAUAGUGCUAUUUCCCCACAAAGUCUUUCCUUAAUAAUUAUGGAAACCUGCGAAGCCAUAAUACAUGUUUUGAAGAAAUUAAUCAAGCUACCACAAACUGCUGAGGAAUGGAAAAAAGUUGCCAGGGAUUUUGAGAAAACCUCCUGGUUCUGGAUCAUACUACUAUAA
Molecule: messenger RNA, 255 nt
Organism: Pieris macdunnoughi
Lineage: Eukaryota; Metazoa; Arthropoda; Insecta; Lepidoptera; Pieridae
Source: the annotation of a GenBank genome assembly